Molecule: messenger RNA, 1757 nt
Organism: Octodon degus (degu)
Lineage: Eukaryota; Metazoa; Chordata; Mammalia; Rodentia; Octodontidae
Gene: Mff
Product: mitochondrial fission factor
Exons: 12
Coding region: 411-1472 (353 amino acids)
Biological process (GO): positive regulation of mitochondrial fission
Cellular component (GO): mitochondrial outer membrane; peroxisome
Source: RefSeq, a predicted model, not a curated record
CUGAGAGGGGCCAAUACCAGCCGUUCUGCGUCUGUCCCGGCCCGCUGCGGGCCGCUCCGCGGGUGCCUCGCCCGGGGUGCCCUAGGCUCUCGGCCAACGGCCUCUGCGAGCGCCCCGGGAGCCGGCGGGCGGCGGCCCUGUCCGGGACGCUCCGGGGGGCCCAGGGGGACUGACGAGGCUCCAAGUCCAGCCCAUGCACAGGAAGCAAGUUAAGGAUUAAUAUGAAGCUCAGAAGCAGAUAGUGCCAGACAACGAGCAGUACUUGGUACACAUUUCUGGAAAAGCAGUGUCCGUGUUGUUAUGUACACCUCCAAAACAGUUCAGAUCUGUAGGGGACUUGUGUAAAGUCACGGAACUGCAGAGUAGCAGUGUUUUCAUAGCUGUUGUAGGCCUGUGUUUACUGUGUUACAAUGAGUAAGAGAACAAGCAGCGACACGCCCCUAGGAAGGGUUAGCGUGGCAGCAUUUCCUUCUCCCACUGCUGCUGAGAUGGCAGAAAUUAGUCGAAUUCAGUAUGAAAUGGAAUACACCGAAGGUAUUAGUCAGCGAAUGAGGGUCCCGGAAAAAUUAAAAGUCGCACCACCAAAUGCUGACCUGGAACAAGGAUUCCAAGAAGGAGUUCCAAAUGCUAGUGUGAUAAUGCAAGUUCCAGAGAGGAUUGUUGUAGCAGGAAAUAAUGAAGACGUUUCGUUUUCAAGACCAGCAGAUCUUGACCUUAUUCAGUCGACUCCUUUAAAACCUCUGGCACUAAAAACACCACCUCGUGUACUUACACUAAGUGAGAGACCACUAGAUUUUCUGGACUUAGAACGACCUUCUCCAACCCCUCAAAGUGAUGAAAUCCGUGCAGUUGGCAGGCUAAAAAGAGAGCGCUCUAUGAGUGAAAAUGCUGUUCGCCAAAGUGGACAGCUGGUCAGAAACGAUGCUAUGUGGUACAGAUCAGAUUCUGCCCCAAGAAAUAAAAUUUCAAGGUUCCAGGCAUCGAUUUCUGCACCGGAGUACACUGUGACACCAUCGCCACCACAGGCACGGGUCUGUCCUCCCCAUAUGCUACCUGAAGAUGGAGCUAAUCUUUCCUCUGCUCGUGGCAUUUUGUCGCUUAUCCAGUCUUCUACUCGUAGGGCUUACCAGCAGAUCUUGGAUGUGCUGGAUGAAAAUCGCAGUGUAAGAAGACAAAAUGAAAUACGUUAUGAAAGACCUGUGUUGCGUGGUGGGUCUGCUGCCGCCACUUCCAAUCCUCAUCAUGACAACGUCAGGUAUGGCAUUUCAAAUGUAGAUGCAACAAUUGAAGGAACAGCAGAUGACAUGACUGUUGUAGAUGCAGCUUCAUUAAGACGACAGAUAAUCAAACUAAAUAGACGCCUACAACUUCUAGAAGAGGAAAACAAAGAACGUGCUAAAAGAGAAAUGGUCAUGUAUUCAAUUACUGUUGCUUUCUGGCUGCUUAAUAGCUGGCUCUGGUUUCGCCGCUAGAGGUAACCUCGGCGUUCAGAUAUAUUGUCUCAGCUGUUGGAAAUAUAAAGGAUUUACAAACGUCUUUGUUUCUGUCUUUGCAGUGUAUGCGAUUUUAUAUAGCCCAUGCCCUAAAAAAAUGUAUUUCUUCCAGAAAGUAGGGGAAAGGACCUAUAUUUGUAGAAGUAAGGUAUAUUCUGUCCCUCUGCUGUACUCUCUUUAAGCUAGUUCUGCAGUAACAUCUUACGUAUAAUUCUUUUGCAUGUUUUGUAAAUAGGUACUAUUUUGUUUUUUGGUUUUUUUUAA